UUCACACUGAGUUGUAAGAAUCAUAAAAAUCGAUGGCAAAGAGAAAAAGAGGGACCUCUUAAAUUCCACUUGGCCAUAUGCAAACUCUACUAGAAACCAAAUUAAACCCCCAAAAUUGACUAUUUUCUCUCCUGUAUCUAGCUCUAAUAUCCAGCCAGUAAUGUAUUGUAUCGCCGGAGAUGUUGAUGAAAAGCAUCGCGUUAACUCAGAGCUUUAUAAUGCUCUGAUGAUUGUAGAAGAUGAGGAGAAGGUGAUAGAAUUGUGCAGAAAAAUUCCUGAUCAUGCAUUGCACAUAUUAACAAUACAUGACGACACCGUACUACAUAUGGCUACUUAUUCGAAGAAAGAGCAUUUAGUGCUCAGGCUACUUGAUGAGUUGCCUGAACACUAUCUUGACAAAAUGACCCGUCAAAAUAAUGCAGGAAACACGAUUCUUCAUUACACUGCCACGAGCAAUCAUGCUCUCCGUGUAGCGGAUAAAGUGUUGAAGAAAGCGCCAGGGUUGCUGGGCAUGCGCAACACCAAUGGAGAGACUGCACUGUUCCGAGCUGCACGAUAUGGGAAGACUGAUAUAUUCAACUUUCUUGCUGGUAAAGUAUCGGGUUAUGAUCAAACUAGUAAGCAUCCUUUUCUUCAGAGAACGGAUAAAACCAAUGUUCUUCACAUUUCCAUUCUUUCUCAGCACUUCGAAUUGGCUUUGCAAAUUGCGAAAGAAUAUAAGUCCUUAAUUGGUGAACAAGAUGUGGACGGGAUGACUCCUCUUCAGCUUCUCUCAUGCAAGCCUGAAGCUUUUAAACGCAAACGCGAAGAAAAUUUUCUCAAGAAACUCAUCAACUGCUUUACAUGGACUUGUAGCUUGAGGCAGAGAGUAUUAAUGGAAAAGGAGGAGCGACAAUAUGAAUCGGCAAUGGAGCUCGCCAAGUUUCUAAUUAGAAAAGAUACUACGUGGGAGGAUUCUUAUUCUAUUCAAGACCAGAGUAGGCCUAAAAUACACAAAUAUGGACUCAAUCCAACUCUCUCAGCCGCUGAGAAAGGAAGCGGAGAAGCCGGAGCCGGAGGAGGAGACGGUGCGGAGACUCCUUUGUUUCUAGCAACCAAGUCAGGAUGUAUAGAGAUUGUUAAGGAAAUACUGAAUGCAUACCCGCAAGCAAUGGAGCAUAUCGAUGAUGAAGGACGAAAUAUAUUGCAUGUAGCGAUUAAGUAUCGGCAAUUAGAGAUCUUUGAGCUUGUAAGACAAAUGGAAGUACCGAUAAGGAGACUUGUACGAAAGACUGACAACAGUGGCAAUACCAUAUUGCACAUGGCCGGAAUAAAAAGAACAGAUUAUGUGCCUGAAAAGAUGGAAGGGCCUGCUUUUGUAUUGCAGGAUGAAUUGCUUUGGUAUGAGCGAGUUCAGGAAGUGACCAUAUCCCAUUUUAUGAAUCACCGGAAUGAUUCGGGGUUGACCGCAGAGGGAUUAUUUGCCGCUGCAAAUAAUGAACUUCGUGUUACAUCCAAAGAAUGGUUAAAGCACACAGCAGAAGGAUGCUCAGUAGUGUCAGUUCUUAUCGCGACUGUCGCAUUUGCAGCUGCAUACACGGUACCAGGAGGAUCAAAUGAGAAUACUGGUUUUCCCGUCCUUAUCAAUCAACCGUUCUUUGUUGUUUUCACUAUAUCAGACGUUCUCUCUCUCACGUUCUCUUUGGCGGCUGUGGUCACAUUUCUCUCAAUUCUCUCAUCCCCCUUUAGAUUAGAAGACUUCAAGCACUCUCUGCCGAAUAAAAUGACGCUUGGUUUUACGUUUCUGUUCCUUUCUGUUUGCCUGAUGAUGGUGGCAUUUGCAGCAACGAUUUUGCUGAUGAUUAAAAAUAAGGAACAUUGGGCGAAAAUCAUGUUGUACACCUGCUCUUUUAUCCCAGUUGGGAUCUUUGCUUUAUCGUAUUUCCCUCUCUAUAUAAUAACUUCAAUAACAAGAGGCUGCAAGCAGUUGGGGAAGAAGGCAAGGCGGUUGAUUCCACGGAGUUUUGAAGCCUUUCUGAAGAGGAUCUUUUGUUUGUCGACUGGUUUUAAAGCCCGAACUCCGGCAGGUUCUUCAAUUAUUCCAUGAACUCCACAAGCUUCAAGUUUCUUGAUUUGAAUUUCAAAGUUUUAUGUUUGCUUAAUGUCAAUUUGUGAAAUUAGUGCUACUACAAAGUCCGCACUUCAGAUUUUUAAGAGUAUGCUUUACUUAAUUUCUUGCCCCCUAAUUAUAUGUAUUGUUUUAUAAAUUUAUAUAAUAGUGUUCGGUGUUGUG
Molecule: messenger RNA, 2272 nt
Organism: Pistacia vera
Lineage: Eukaryota; Viridiplantae; Streptophyta; Magnoliopsida; Sapindales; Anacardiaceae
Product: protein ACCELERATED CELL DEATH 6-like
Exons: 4
Coding region: 161-2086 (641 amino acids)
Molecular function (GO): protein binding
Source: RefSeq, a predicted model, not a curated record